UAAUGAGCCGCUUCUCAGUCUUUUUCCAAAGCUCAUCUAAGCCACAUCCGCAGCAGCGUGGCGCUCGGAGCGGAUUUGCUUAUGCUUCCCGUUGAAUAUCUGUUUCACGUGUCUAUGUUCUGUCCGUUCCGUGCUUUUCCUUGGGAUUUCCUCUCAGCCGGAGAAGCAUUCUUCGUUCUUCGUGAGCCCUGCUGUGGUGGCGAUAGUGGUGGUACUGAUCUCAUUAUUCUCAACGCCGCGGCUCUGGCCAAAUGAUCUUGUGAUUCUUGAUCAUUCGCUCGCUGGAAGUUUCGUGGAUCGGAUCGGUUUUGUGAGACACUCGUCGGUGCUCUGCGCACAGGAACCUCCGGGGUACAGAGUGUACGCUGGUCACGCGUGACUAAUUACUAUCUUAGUGAAUAAAGAAGAUCACUCAAGUGGAAACUAAUCUGUGUACUGGAACCUGAAGAUUUGCGAAGUGAGUGUACGGCCAUUCUGGUGUAACACCAGUGAAGUCGUAACAGGCAGUAGUGACUGAGGCUGUAAAGUUGUAAAUUUUUGUUGAUUUCCCAGAGUCGUCAGUGAAUCUUGAAGACGAUCAAUAUCCGAGUAAUUUUGGAACGAAAUAUCUUCGCCCUGUAGCAGACACCCCGAAGCAUAACGUCGCGACCCGAGGAAGAGGCGCGGAGCUAGACGCCAACCGGGAGAUACCACAGGAUGUCAUCCUGUGCCUGUCCAAUCGCUCCCCCAGUGGGAGCCACACUGGCGGCUCUUUGCGGUGGUUCACAAUACAUGCUGUUCAUGGGCUUGCUGGAAGUUUUCAUUCGAUCUCAGUGCGAUCUGGAGGAUCCCUGUGGAAGAAUGCAGUCGAGAACAUCGAGGAAUACGGACUACGAAUAUGACUUCAUCGUCGUUGGCGGAGGCUCUGGAGGUUCAGUAAUUGCAUCACGGCUGUCGGAGAUUAAAAACUGGAAAGUUCUACUAAUAGAAGCCGGGGCGGACGAGCCGACUGGAGCGCAGAUUCCUUCAAUGUUCCUCAACUAUAUCGGCAGCGAUAUCGAUUGGAAAUUCAACACGGAGCCGGAACAGUAUGGAUGUCUGGGAUCGCCCGAACAACGCUGCUAUUGGCCACGCGGUAAAGUUCUUGGCGGAACGUCGGUCAUGAACGGAAUGAUGUACAUCCGUGGCAAUCCCGUGGAUUACGAUGACUGGGAAGCAAUGGGUAACGCCGGUUGGAAAUGGAAGGAUGUUCUGCCCUAUUUCAUGAAGUCGGAGGAUAACCAACAGAUGAAUGAGGUUGACAGCAAGUACCAUACGACCGGUGGACUGCUUCCAGUCUCAAAGUUCCCAUACAACCCUCCUUUCUCCCAUUCGGUGCUGAAGGCAGGUGAAGAACUGGGCUAUAGUGUGCAUGAUUUAAACGGAGCCAACACUACCGGUUUCAUGAUAGCUCAGACCACCAGCAAGAAUGGAAUCCGAUACAGCUCAUCUCGUGCUUUCCUUCGUCCCGCCGUUAAUCGACAGAAUUUGCAUAUUUUAUUGAACACUACGGUUACCAAGAUUUUGGUUCACCCGACCUCAAAAACAGCCCACGGUGUCGAGGUUGUUGACGAAGACGGCCAUAUGCGCAAGAUUUUGGUUAAGAAAGAAGUCAUUGUCAGUGGUGGUGCAGUGAACUCUCCCCAGAUUCUACUGCUCAGCGGCAUUGGUCCGAAAGCACAUCUCGAUGAAGUUGGUAUCCGAACGAUUCACGAUUUGCCCGGAGUUGGACGUAAUCUACACAAUCACGUUGCAUAUUUCAUCAACUUUUAUAUCAACGACACAAACACUGCCCCUCUGAACUGGGCAACCGCUAUGGAAUACCUUCUGUUCCGAGAUGGUCUCAUGUCCGGCACGGGAGUGUCUGCGGUCACGGCUAAAAUAAGCACCAAGUACGCAGAGCGACCGAACGAUCCCGAUGUGCAGUUUUACUUCGGGGGAUUUUUGGCGGAUUGUGCGAAGAGUGGUCAAGUGGGUGAAUUGAUUAGCAACGAUUCACGCUCGAUUCAAAUAUUCCCUGCCGUUCUGCACCCGAAGAGUCGUGGGUACAUCGAGCUGAAAUCAAGCAACCCUCUAGAUCAUCCCAAGAUUGUCGUAAACUAUCUGAAAGAACAACACGAUGUGAAGGUGUUGGUUGAAGGAAUUAAGUUUGCUCUGCGGCUAGCUGAUACCGAUGCACUGCAAGCCUACGGGAUCCAACUGGACCGUACACCGAUUAAGGACUGCCAGAAUCAUGAAUUCGGAUCACAGGAAUACUGGGAGUGCGCAGUGCGGCAAAAUACCGGGGCUGAAAAUCACCAGGCUGGUUCAUGUAAGAUGGGACCACUGAGAGAUCCUAUGGCUGUCGUUGAUCAUGAGCUGCGAGUGCAUGGAGUUCGGAACCUCCGGGUGGUGGAUGCUUCGGUUAUGCCCAAGGUUACAUCUGGCAAUACAAACGCGCCAGUCAUAAUGAUAGCCGAAAAAGGAGCCCAUCUGAUCCGCAGGGCGUGGGGAGCACGCUAGUGAAUAGGGCCCACUCGCUUCACUGUGAACUUUUUGUUAGCAUUUAGGGCACAAAUCGAACAUUAGCCGUAGUGGUUCCCAAUAAUGGAGGUUAUGUUAAGAACAUUUGGUCGGUCGAUCAUUUCUACCUCCCUUGUCCUGUCCAAAAGUAUCUAUUAGAACACUGAUAAGAGAAAAAAGCACCAUGCUAUUUUAAUAACUUCAUCGUAUAUCAGCAAAUAGACAACGACUUCCAAAUUCCUUUAAUGUUAUUGUAACGAGUAAGAUAUUUGCUAUAAUUAAUGUUAUUCCGAUUUUCUGUGCACGCUGAUAUAUGUCUACAUCUUCGAAAUAAUUUCAUGUAUGGUAUUAUUAUAAAUACCUCCGCGAAUGUUGUUAUAAUAACAUAAAUUUCCAUGUAAAUUAUGAAUAUUUUACGACAAUAAAAUCUAAUUCAAA
Molecule: messenger RNA, 2958 nt
Organism: Toxorhynchites rutilus septentrionalis
Lineage: Eukaryota; Metazoa; Arthropoda; Insecta; Diptera; Culicidae
Gene: Gld
Product: glucose dehydrogenase [FAD, quinone]
Exons: 4
Coding region: 697-2520 (607 amino acids)
Molecular function (GO): oxidoreductase activity, acting on CH-OH group of donors; flavin adenine dinucleotide binding
Source: RefSeq, a predicted model, not a curated record